UACUCGACUGCUCGGAGGAGGAGGUUCCUUCUGUCUCCUGGUUAAUGUUUCCUCCCUCUCUCUCCCCGUCUCUCGCUCGCUCGCCCUCCUGCUGUGCCGCUUUUCAACGUCCACAGGAAUUAGUGGAGCUUUUUGGAAGAGAGAAACUGAGGAUGCUCCGCAUGGAGUGCAGCAAAAGUGGGCUACUGUAGGUGCAAAGAAGAGACUUUUUGCCGCUCUUUCAAUGUGGGCUCCAGUCCUGUCCCUCACGCCAGGCUGAAAUCCUCCAAGGUCAGGACCUCCGUCAUGGCGGCCCUGCUCCUCGGGCUGCUGCUCCUCGUCUUGCAGUCCCCCACCGUGCCCUCCUCGGUGGCCCUGGAUCCCGACGGAUGGCACCCGUCCACGGACAACGGAACCGGGGUGCACCUCGACGGGACGACGCAGCAGCUACCGCGGAUCAUCAUCAUCGGAGUCCGAAAAGGCGGCACACGAGCGCUCAUCGAGAUGCUGAGCUUGCACAGUGCGGUGGCGGCGGCGCAGAACGAGGUGCACUUCUUCGACUGGGAGAGCCACUUCCAGAAGGGUCUGUCGUGGUACCGCAGCCAGAUGCCCUUUGCCUUCCCCCACCAGUCGACGGUGGAGAAGACCCCGGCGUACUUCACCUCCGCCAAAGUCCCGGCGCGCAUCCACCAGAUGGACCCGGGCGCCAAACUGCUGCUCAUCCUCAGGGACCCCACGGAGCGAGUGCUGUCGGACUACACCCAGGUCUUCUACAACCGCCUGCAGAAGCACAAGCGCUACCAGCCCGUCGAGGCGCUGCUGGUGAAGGACGGCGAGAUCAACCUGGGCUACAAGGCGCUCAACCGCAGCCUGUACCACGUGCACAUGCAGAACUGGCUGCGCUACUUCCCGCUGGAGAGCGUCCACGUGGUGGACGGCGACCGCCUCAUCCGGGACCCCCUCCCCGAGAUGAAGGAGGUGGAGCGCUUCCUGGGGUUGGAGCCGCAGAUCAGCGCCUCUAACUUCUACUUCAACAAGACCAAAGGCUUCUACUGCCUGAGGGAGCACGGGCGCGAGCGCUGCUUGCACGACUCCAAGGGCCGAGCCCACCCUGGCGUGGCCCCCGUCGUCCUGCAGAAACUCUACCACUUCUUCCAGGAACCCAACAGGAAGUUCUUUGAGCUGGUGGGGCGAACGUUCAACUGGAAGUGACCCCGAAUGUAUUUUUACACGAGGUGGUCACUUUCUUUUCUACUCAGCGGUCAAAGAGCAGCUAAUUCAGCGCACCUGAAGGACGUCUUUCACUUUCACUUUCACUUUCACUUUCACUUUCUGGAGAGAGGCCACACACUUAACCUUCAAAACUUCACUUGAAUUCAUCCUGGGUUCGGAUGAUUAUUAGUAAGAGCCUACAAAGGAGAGACGUUUGGACCAUCCAUCCAUCUAUCCAUUUCUACCGCUUGUCCCUUAUGGGGUUGCGGGGGGUGCUGGAGCCUAUCCCAGCUAUUUUUUUAAGUAGCAGCAGACUGAAAAAACAAGUUGACUUUAUAUUUGUUUGUGUUUCAUUGUGGUCAGGUUCAAACACUGAUGACAUCUAUUAAACAAGACAAGAAGCAAGGAAUUAAACAGAGACAGAAUUCAAUUUGCUCAAAUGAGUGAGUGAGUGAAUUAUAUUUAUAUAGCGCUUUUCUCUAGUGACUCAAAGCGCUUUUACAUAGUGAAACCCAAAAUCUAAGUUAGAUUUAAACCAGUGUGGGUGGCACUGGGAGCAGGUGGGUAAAGAGUCUUGCCCAAGGACACAACGGCAGUGACUAGGAUGGCAGAAAUGGGAUCGAACCUGAAACCCUCAAGUUGCUGGCACGGCCACUCUACCAACUGAGCUAUUCCGCCCCAAUUGAGGAGAAACGCGUAGACACUGUACCCUUAUACAGUGUUGUCCCACGCUCUGACAAAAGGUUGUAUGCCUCCUCUUUUAUUUGGACUUUCCCUGAUUACAUGGCAACAGCUGUUUCUAAGGGAGGGGGGUCGUAAACAGCCAUCGCCUUUCUUACAAAACAGUUCAAAGAAAAGGUCGUAUAACAGUUAGGCCCUGCCUCCUCUCCGCUUUGUAGAUCUCGGGCAAAGACAAAAUCUUCCUGUUGAUUACAAUACAUCAAAGAAACCGACGCCUUCAUGUCCCAUCCUACACAGUGGAGUUUUACAAGCCUUCUGCUUGGUAGGAUCAAAGACAGCUUUUGUCCUCUCGCAGGGCGAGCUGAACUCAAUGUAACACAAAGUUUUGUGAUAACUUAGAUACAAUUAUUCUGACACAUUGUAUCCAUUACACCACAUCCAAUUGUAGUUACAAUCCGCAAAGUAUGUGAAAAUACGUCUAAACCUCACAAAAUGCCACAAAUUCAGUCGGCCAUUCUGAAUAUUCCGCUCUGAACACCUCCGGUAAAGUCCGUAGAUUCUACGUCAGUGUAGUAACACUUCUGCACUCUGACCAUAUUAUUAGAGCAGUCAUACUGGAAAUAUCGGAAAUAGAUAUGUGCUGUUUAUCAUUCACAAUGUUUAUGUAAGACAAGAACACAUAUGCUUGGCUUUUUCUAUGCAUUCUAAAUCGUAAAUAAAUAGCUAACAAUUGAGUGAACAGAUGGAGGGUCCUCGGUUGCACUCAUUAUACUCUCUAAAAACAUCCAGAAAGCACCAACAAUACCCCAUUUACAUGUCGUGACCUGAAAAUGAACCAAAUGUGAGUGAUAUUGUUAUUAUAAGUGCUAACGCAGACAGACUAUUUUAGGGGCGCAUUGAUAGCAGUGAGCUAGAUAAUAAUUAAUGCGUCUCUCACCUGCUAGUUGAAAAAUGUGGCCAUGGACCGACAGGCUGGUCCACUUUCACAUCCCCGAGACGGCGAAAUAAACCCCACAAGACGCUUCCUGCAGGAACUUUUUUUUUUAACCCUUUGUGAGGAAUUGCGAUUAAAUCUUCAUCUCAACGGGAUUAUGUGAGCGCCACAUCAGUCGGCAUCCCAGCGAGAGUGGAAAUAUUACAGUAAGUGUUUGUUUUAUUGUAGUUUCUUAAGGUUAGUUUGUAAUGUUUUGCACCUAGCAAUGCUGCUAAUGCUACAGUGUCAGAAUAAAGCUACAUCCGGCUAGCGGUCGGUUUCUGAAACAUAUUGCUCAUCUUUUUUGUGUUCGGGCUCAAAAAUAUACGUUUCUGGAUCAUAAUUUUUCCAAAGUAAUCAUCAAAGUCUGCUUGAUUAAAGUUAAAGUAGCAAUGAUUGUCACACACACACUAGGUGGGGCGGAAUGAUUCUCUGCAUUUUGACCCAUCACCCUUGAUCACCCCCUGGGAGAUGAGGGGAGCAGUGAGCAGCAGCGGUGGCCGCGCCCGGGAAUCAUUUUUGGUGAUUUAGCCCCCAAUUCCAACCCUUGAUGCUGAGUGCUAAACAGGGAGGUAAUGGCUCCCAUUUUUAUAGUCUUUGGUAUGACUCAGCAACCUACCGGUCUCAGGGCGGACACUCCAACCACUAGGCCACUGAGUAGCAUUGUUGUUGAUGGGGAAGGGAUCUGUGGUUCCUCCUCUAUGUCACGGAUCACGUGACUGGCUUCCUCAUUAUCUCUCAAAAUGGCUCGGGAAUCUCUGUGAGAUUGAUACUAUUUUGAUCAUAUCUAUGUGCUCGCAAACUUUGGAAGUCUUUUGGUGUCAUAAAUCAUAUAUAUAUGAUAAUAGCUUCGAUAUAGAGGCAACUUGUUUUUCCACUUUUCUGCUACUUUAUAUUUGCUGGAUUUUUUUAAAAAAUGAAAAAAAUAUUUAAAGGAUUUUUACGGAGCCCCUAAAGGGACAUGAAGGAAUUUUUCAUUUUUAUAAUUUUUUUUUAUUUUUUUUUAUUUUAUUUUUAGAUAUGUAUCUCGUGGGCACUAUUAUAAAAUUAUUAAAGAAAAAUUAAAAAUAAUUAAUAAUUAUUAUUUUUAAUUUUAAUUUUUUUAGACAUUUUUAGACUUUU
Molecule: messenger RNA, 3967 nt
Organism: Nerophis lumbriciformis (worm pipefish)
Lineage: Eukaryota; Metazoa; Chordata; Actinopteri; Syngnathiformes; Syngnathidae
Gene: hs3st1
Product: heparan sulfate (glucosamine) 3-O-sulfotransferase 1
Molecular function (GO): [heparan sulfate]-glucosamine 3-sulfotransferase activity
Source: RefSeq, a predicted model, not a curated record